This is a messenger RNA of Pomacea canaliculata, 1906 nucleotides long. RefSeq names its product nuclear pore complex protein Nup50-like. Gene Ontology annotation, cellular component: nuclear pore. NCBI's taxonomy places the organism in Eukaryota, Metazoa, Mollusca, Gastropoda, Architaenioglossa, Ampullariidae. The record is from RefSeq and is a predicted model, not a curated record. The coding region runs from base 179 to 1369 and encodes 396 amino acids. Gene Ontology annotation, biological process: protein import into nucleus. The transcript is spliced from 8 exons.
UUCUGUCAGCGGCAUAACGAUACUGAGCUUUUUCUAUGGGCACUUCCGACUUGCCCGGAUGCAACUCCUCACAGAAAGUUUCAGUACGGACGGUUGUCUUCGACAAUUGUUUUGAAACAAUUAAAGUAAAGUAUACAGGUUUUAGUUGGCAUCAAAUAAUUGCUUGUCCUUUCUAGCAAUGCCGAAAAGAAACGCAGCAACAGAGCUAAACCAUGAAAACUGGAAUGUGGAGGAAGAAUCUGAGGAAGCAGGGAGUUUUGUGCUGGCAGAUGAGGAUGUCUUAAAGACGCGAGUAAUUCGAAAAGCUAAGAGGACAAUACAAGGAGAUGGUGGAAGUGGAGCAGGCCUGUUCAGCAGUUUUUCAUUCAAACCAUCGGGAGCAUCCACAACAAGUUCUCCUUUGAAUUUCAACAACAGUCUGACAACAGCUCAGUCCAGCUGCUCAACACACAGCAAUGGGAAAGAAGUUAAAGAUCACCCUGAAUAUUUGCGACAGCUGAAGACACUUAACGAGAACAUUUUGACUUGGAUCCAAAAGCAUGUUAACGAGAAUCCUUAUUGUAUCCUUACUCCAUCUUUCAAAGACUAUGAAAAACACCUUUUAAGCAUGGAGGAAAAAUACCAGGGAAAAAAUCCUGGAAAACAAGACAAAGUCAGUGAAAAUGAAGCAACCACUAAGUUAAACAAGCCUUCAACAGCAGUGCCUUCCUGUCCUGUGCCAGCUUCAGGGUUUUCAUUUAGCUUGGCUUCCCAGUCUAGCAGUGCUGAAAAGUCUGAAGGGCUCACUAAGCAGAUGGAAAAUAAAGCUCCUGCUUUUGAAGGUUUCAAGUUUGGCCAAUCUAGCAAUGGAUGCUUUCUUUCUUCAUCUAGCUCUGGAAAAACUGCUCCAUCUUUCAGCUUUGGGCAGCAAAGCUCACAAAAUGCAGCUACCAUCAACUCACAAGAGAAAACUAAUGUGGAUGGUGAUGACGAAAAUGCUCCUUAUGUUCCGCCACAACCUGAAGUUCGCGAGAUCAAGGAGGAAGGAGCUAUCUUUUCAAAGAGAUGCAAACUCUUCUUUCAGAAGGAUGGUCAGUGGGUAGACAAAGGUGUUGGUAAUCUACACCUCAAACCUGUGGAUGGGCGGUUCCAGCUUAUCAUCCGGGCAGAUACCAAUCUAGGUAACAUUUUGCUGAAUAUUCUUCUAUCACAAGCUAUGCCAUCAAAGAAGCAAGGCAAGAAUAAUGUGUUUAUUGUAUGUGUGCCAAAUCCACCUUUAGAUGAAAAAACACCCAGCACAGACCCAGUGCCAAUGCUUAUUCGUGUGAAGACAUCUGAAGAUGCUGAUGAGUUGUUGGCCAAAUUAGAAGAGACAAAAUCUGCAGGUUGAUAAUAUGUUGCCUUAGAUUAAACUGUAAAAUGUGCAUAGUCCCAUUUGAAAGGGAGAAAAACUCAAACAUUGUCAGCAGUAGGACUUCAUUGACUGACCUAAAGUCAUCUCUCAGACCAAACUGGUUAUUUAGUAUGGUUGCUAUGCUGUAAAGUUUAUCAUAAAAUGUGUUAUGUCUGUGUAUGACUUCCAUCAGAAAAUAAUCACGGUAGGUGGUUUUCUUUAGUAUUGUGUAUAUAUAUAUAUAGUGAUUUGGGCUUAAUUUACAAAAAGAUUCUUUGGGCAGGGAAUUGGGGCGGGAUGUAUUAAUGUUGGUAAUGUCACUUUUCAUUUUAAAAUAUAAAGGAAUUUCUUUGUAUAAAUGGGAUCAAAUUACCUUUAUCAGGUCCUUGCCAUCUAAAUCACUUGCUUUUUCUGUGCCAUUCCAUACUGGUAUAAAAACAAAAGUAUCGUGUGAUAUUGUUGUAGCAUGCUGACUUGUUGAGGACAGUAAAUGGAAAAAUUCGCCAAAAAUUAAACAGUGUUAUAUACUGCUUA